This is a messenger RNA of Hydra vulgaris (swiftwater hydra), 3714 nucleotides long. RefSeq names its product dentin sialophosphoprotein. The record is from RefSeq and is a predicted model, not a curated record. Lineage: Eukaryota; Metazoa; Cnidaria; Hydrozoa; Anthoathecata; Hydridae.
UAUGAGUUUAAGUUUCAUGUGCCUAACGUGUGGUUUUGCACUGAAAUGCUCUUGAAGAAGCUGCAAGGCGAAAAUGGAAACAUGAACAAUUUUUUUCAACUCGAAAAUGAAACAAGCGCAAAUAAUAUUUACAAUUUUAGCAAUUGCUAUUUCCCAAAGAAAAGUUAGUACUAUCACCCCAAUUGAGUCACAAGCAAAAAAUGACUUAAGUUUACCAACAAACGACAAUGUGGAACAAGAUGUCUCACGUUCCUACGUGCAAAAGUUUUCACAGUCGUGGAAUUAUUUUGCUAAAGCCAAUGAUAUUUCAAAACGUGAAAGACUUAAGAAAGCUUUAUCCGACGCGCUUCAGUCUAUGGAAUAUAAAAAAAGAAACGAUAUAGCAGUUAAUAUAAAUAGUGAAUCUGUAUCAAGAAUAAAAAACGCCGCAAAACUUCUCAAAGAAUUUCGUGAAAUGUAUUCGUUAUCAGAUAAAGUAAAAAAAACUCUACAAGAAUAUAGCAAAGCAAGAAAAGAUUUAAGAUUAAUUACGAAUUUUAAAGCUAGUGAUUUAAUUUUAAAAAGGUUUCUUGAUCUUCAUAGCCACAAAGAUAAUAAGCGAACCAAUAUACCUUCUGCCAAUAUUCUUGGGCUGCAUAGCCCAAAAUAUCUCACAAAGACGGAUACAGUAUCUUUAAAAGCAGUUCCUUUGGACAAAAAUGGAAACAUUGGAUUAGAGUUUUCAUCAAUUGAUACCCGGUCAUCGAGCAUGAAACGUGCAAUUGAAGCUUUUAGAGCAGCUAAAAUCAUUUUAAAUUAUGAAACCACAAUCAGAAGUCGUAUAAAUAGCAAUCCGUUUCACAAUAAAACAUCUAUUAAUAAUUUAGAAAUGGAUGCUGACGUAGAAUUUACAAAGAGUAGUAAUAAACGAUCUGAGUUUCCAGAUCUUUUAAAGUCUAAAAACUCCACUAACGCCACUAAUGACAUUAAUUAUAUUAAAGAUACAACAUUAGCAACAAAAAGUAACAAUGAAACUAGCAAUGAAACAUCUUCAAACAAAACAUUAAACAAUGAAACAAAGGAUACAGAAGUUAAUAUUGGAACAGCUAAUAAAAUGAUGGGUAUACCAGACAUUAAUGGAACAGCCAAUCAAACAGUGAAUACGACAAGCAGUAGUAAAGCAGCCAAUGAAACGGUAGAUAAAACGAAUAAUAGUGAAGCAGCCAAAGAAUCAACAGAUAUAACAAACAAUAGUGAAGCAGCCAAAGAAUCAACAGAUACAACAAACGAUAGUGAAGCAGCCAAUGAAGCAUUAGAUACAGAAGGUAUCAGCAGAACUACCAAAGAUCAAAAUAAUCAUAACAGUCACACCAACAAAACAAAUGAUUUAAGUAAAAAAAUAAAACCUUUUGUUGAACUAUUGAAAAAAAUUGGAGUAAAAAAUUUUCUUAAAAAAAUGAAAACUAUGGGUUUGAAUACGCAAGAUUCUGUAAAUACUCAUGAUAACACGCGAGAUAAAAUAAAUACCGCAAAUAAAAUACGAGCUGAAGUACCGAAUAGAAAUAUCACUUUAGCUGAACCAAUCGAAAGCAAUAAUCCUGACGACGAAUCUUUAAAAGAAAAUUCUAAAGAAACAAUUGAGCAAAUAAAUCAUGAUGAAGAUUUAAUUAAAAAAGAAAAAAUGACCGUGGAAAGAUUAAAAGAGGCAAAAAUUGCAAGGCAAAAAUAUGAAAUCGCAAAACACGAACUUGCAAAAAAAGUCAAAGAACUCUAUGAUUUGGCAAACGAUUUUGAAAAAGAAGAAACUCAAGACCAAUUUCUAGAAGUGAAAAAAUCUUCUACAUCAGUACCUUUUGCGAAAAACCAGAACAGUGAACAACAAACUAAGUAUGAUGAAUUCAAGAGUGUCUCUAUAAAACGUAGUGAUAGUCAUCCUGGCAUAGCUCUAGCAGGUAUUUUGCAUAAAGAACCGUCUAUUCUUAACACUGAAAAAGGCAGUGAUAGUGUUAACAAAGGGCUCACAAUGGGUAUGAUUGAUAAAACCGCCCAUCAAGUGAAACUAGAUGAAGUAAAAACUUUUGCUGAUGGUCACAUGACUACAAAAAUAAAUGGUGUAGAGGACUCGCACAAAGAUAGCAACUCUGAAGAAACUUUUAAACAAAUAGCUCAAGCAAUUAAUGUUGGUAUAAGUAAAAUUUCAAAAGAUGAUGUAAAAGGCAAAUCAUUAUUGAAAAUUGCAAAUUUACCUGCGACAACUGAUGCAAAACAAAAUAAAAAUAUUGUGCUCAUGGUAACAAACUCAACAAAUAAAGAUUCUAUAUCCAAUGGGCAUACAACAGAAAAUAUAGACGAAUUCUUAACAAAAGCAUUAACGGAUAUAAUAUCAAACUCAAGUGCUCAAGGAAAAGAUUAUAUGAUAAAAGACAAAAGUCUAGAAUCAUCAAAGCAGAACGAAGAAAAUCGGAAAAUUGUAGAAAAAGCCAUGAAAGUACAUGCCGCCAAUCCCCAUGUAGAACUACCUCUUCUGAAAAAGAACGGAGACACUAUUAUUCCAAAUAAAGACGCCAAACUAGAGAAUCAAAAAGAUAGAGAAAAGGUUAAGCAACUAAUAUUUCCAACUAGCAUUUUUAAUAACUCUCCAAAAAACAACUCCGCUCAAAACGAAGGGUUAGCUAAUUAUGCAGAGGAAAAUCUUUCGAAGUUGGUGGCAGAAGAUCCUAACAAUAAAGCCUUACUCGAUAAAGCUUCGCAUAUGGAAGAGCAAGUUGCAGCUGCCCAGGAACGGUUGUUUUCUACAUUAUCUGAUUCUUCUGAUAAAAAUGACAAUUCCGUGCCCGCAAGUGGAUCAUCUGUGCUAACGCCCAAUCUUGUAAAAACUAAUUCUCAUUCCACCUCUGAUGAAAUUUUCCCGCAAGCUCUGACAUCACCUGGAUUUACGGAGACUGAAAAUACAGAGCAUGGUCAUACUUUUUCAAAUUCUAACAACGAGCAAUCGCUUAGAUAUCUAAACAAUGAUCGAGAAGGUGAUCCAUAUAGUUCUAUUAAAGAAGAAAAUCUUCCCUAUGAAGUACCAUUGACAAGGCACACUUCACAAGAAGAUGAAGCACCUGAAGAAGACGAUGAUGACGAUGAAGAAGAUCACUAUAGGGUAUCUAGGCGAAGACAUCAUCAUCAUUACAUGCCUGAACCAGACGAGGAUGAUGAUGGAAAUGAGGAUGAUGAAUAUGACAACGAUGAAUUACCUUACGAAGACAAACGUAAAAGAACUCUGUUAAACAAACAAAUGUUAUCCACUAAAAAUAAAACAAUCUCUGGAAUUCAUAACUUUAUUUUAUCACCUAAUAUCUUAUCUCACGAUAAAUCAAAUGAAUUUUUAGAAGAUGAAAGUAAAAAAUCCAUUAUACUUGGCGGAAAAAAAAAUUCACAAAUGAACCUAACUCUCAAGAGCACGAAAAAUUAGUUGCUCACAAUAUUUGGAAACGUUAAAUUAGUUGCUCACAAUAUUUGGAAACGUUAAACAAACAUCCUCAAAAAACAUUUUAUCCCAUUUCUGAAGGCAUUUAAGUUAAAUACAAAUUUCGUAAAUUCAAUUCGAUAAUUCAACUUAGCAAAGCAUUUUUUUACUUCAAAUUGACGAUGUAAAAAAGGUUUAGGGGGCAUGCAACAACUUUACAAUGCUGAAAAGGUGUAUUCUUUUUUAUUAACGAAUAAUAUUAAAAAUCUCGAUCAUUGUCA